This is a messenger RNA of Neltuma alba, 1932 nucleotides long. RefSeq names its product rust resistance kinase Lr10-like. Lineage: Eukaryota; Viridiplantae; Streptophyta; Magnoliopsida; Fabales; Fabaceae. The coding region runs from base 1 to 1932 and encodes 643 amino acids. Gene Ontology annotation, molecular function: ATP binding; protein kinase activity; polysaccharide binding. Gene Ontology annotation, biological process: protein phosphorylation. The record is from RefSeq and is a predicted model, not a curated record. The transcript is spliced from 3 exons.
AUGGGUAGAGGGAUAAUAGGCUUAAUCAGGUUCUGGGGCUUGAUGUACUUCACUCUUGUGUAUGUGACAUCGCAAACAACGAGUUUUAAAGAUGAGAGCAAAACCUGUAAUCCGUCUCAUUGCGGCAUUAUCACAAACAUCUCAUAUCCAUUUCGUCUGCGAGACGACAACUGUGGCGAUCCGGCAUACGAGUUAGCCUGUGAAAACAACAUCACACUGCUUGAUUUGCAUUCAGGAACAUACCAGGUUCUGGGAAUCAACUACAAAAAUUACACAAUCCGAGUUAAAGAUCCUGGCAUUCGGGAGGGUGAUUGCUCCUCCCUCCCUCGCUAUUUCUUAUCCCGAUCUAAUUUCAGCGACACUUAUAAUGGUUCCUUCGAAUAUGAUAGGAAUAAUCCCUAUGCUGUCUUUCUAGAAGCAUCCGCAGGUUCAGAAGCUACAAUCGACAACGUCAUUUACCUGGAUUGUAGUGAUCCGGUGAGGGACGAUGCGGACUACGUGGAUACGGCUCCCUGCGUGGAUUGGGGAUCCAAAGGAGAUGGAGGAGGCCAUGUUUAUGCUGUAGUUGGAGACUUAGAGGCUGGGAGGUUGAAACCUGAGUGUCGUGUGAAAUCAGUGGCCACCAUUGUUUCAGAUUGGAGUUCAUUCCUGGACUGGAGAAGCUACUCAUACGCUGAUAUUCACACAGUACUUUCCCAUGGUUUUGAGAUUUCAUCGUGGCCGCUAGCUUGUCUGGAUAUUCACUGCGGAACUUACGAGACUUGCGUCCUCGACGAUCGCACGCAAAAGGUCUCUACCUAUUGGUGGUGGGAUGCCACCUGGUUUGUUGGUAUAUUAUUUCUGUUCAUCUUGUUGAUUUACACAUGGCGGAGAAGACACUUAUCAGGCUAUGGAAGCAUUGAGGAUUUCAUACGACUUCAUAGCCUUCAUCCAUUAAGGUACUCCUACAAGGAUUUAAAGACUAUGACAAACGGUUUCAAGACUAAGUUAGGUGAAGGAGGCUUUGGGACUGUGUACAAAGGCAAGUUAAGAAGUGGACCUGAUGUCGCAAUUAAAAUGUUGGGUGAUAAAUCCAAAGCUACUUGCCAAGACUUUAUCAAUGAGGUGGCAACUUUAGGAAGGAUACACCGUUUCAAUGUGGUGCGUCUUGUUGGCUUUUGCGUGGAAGGAACUAAACAUGCUCUUAUUUAUGAAUCCAUGUCCAAUGGAUCUUUGGAUAAACAUAUUUUUGUUAAAGAAGGACAAUCCUCCUUGAAUUAUCAUAAGAUAUAUGAGAUAUCUUUAGGAGUGGCCCGUGGCAUUGCUUAUCUUCAUCAUGGUAGUGACAUGCAAAUCUUGCAUUUUGAUAUCAAGCCUCAUAAUAUUCUUCUUGAUGACAACUUGACCCCCAAAAUUUCAGACUUUGGACUAGCAAAGCUAUAUUCUAGUGAUAAUAGCAUUGCCACUUUGACUGCAGCAAGAGGGACAAUAGGGUACCUAGCUCCUGAACUAUUCUAUAAGAAUAUUGGAAAAGUAUCCUAUAAAUCUGAUGUUUACAGUUUUGGAAUGCUUUUAAUGGAAAUGACGAGCCGAAGAAGAAACUUGAAUCCGCAUGCAGAGCAUUCAAGCCAAUUAUAUUUUCCCCUAUGGAUCUAUGACCAAUUUGAUGAAGAAAAAGAUAUAGAAAUGGAGGAUUUGAUAGAAGAGGACAAAGCUUUAGCAAAGAAAAUGUUCAUAGUGGCAUUAUGGUGCAUUCAGUUUAAUCCUGUUGAUCGUCCUUCAAUGAACAAAGUAAUAGAGAUGUUAGAAGUAGAUGAUGUUCAAAGUCUUGAGAUGCCUCCAAAACCUUCUAUAUAUCCUGAUGGUAAUGUUAGAGCCAACUGUGACCAAACAUCAUCUUUACCCACAAGUUCUGAUGGCAAUCUAGGAGAGGAUGCAAGUGACGAGACAUAA